AAGAAGAGUUGAACACGUAAGCACAAGUGGGAGAGUGUGCAGGUAUGUAACGCCGCACAUAGCUUCGGAGUGAAAGGAAUGCAGUUAUUCUGAAGGGUUCACCAGCUCCAGAGCGGAGAAUAGUUUGCGUUUGCACGGUACUUAAGCCAGCGUUCGAGAUCGAGAUGUGUCCACCAGAAGUUCCCCCGCUCUCUCAAGUAUGGUCUUCUCCGCAAUCAUACACGUUCUUGCCUAUAUCGGGGUCAUCUCCACCACCCCCACGCCAUUGGAGCUUGGCCAAAACCCAGUCUUGCCACUCUCUCCCCUGAUCACCAUCGUAUAUGACUCGGAUCCUUUGGUUCCAAUCCCCCGGCUCGAACAUUGGGGCUACGUGACCUUCCAGUACGAGUUGGAUCAACUCCAUAUUGCCGACGUUACCAUAGGGCAGAGAGUCAACGUCAAAUUACUCGGAGGAAAUUGGACGAAUCCGGAUGGAUCGGUGCGUGCCAAAGUCCUUCCUGACAUCGGAGGAGAACAAGGGUACAUUGAUCCCGAUGGGGUAUUCCAUCUAAAUGUCCGACAAGUCAUAGAGUUUGUGAGUGAUAAAAGGUUCGGUUUCGUGAAACUGCAUGGCUUCGGAAAAGUUGGUGGUGCCGCCAACGUCAUCAUAAACGUCGAGACAGACUCUGCCGAUAGUCUCAAAUUCAAUAACCAGCCAUUGUGGGCCCCUGGAACUUUCUCCGCUACCUCCGUGUCAGCUCCUUUAUGGGCGUUGGGACCGCCUAGGGGCACACGCGUGAAUGAUGAUGAUGAUAUGUGACUGAGUGAUGACUAA
Messenger RNA from Cantharellus anzutake, 814 nucleotides. RefSeq lists its product as uncharacterized. Bases 200 to 799 code for a protein of 199 amino acids. The transcript is spliced from 5 exons. Lineage: Eukaryota; Fungi; Basidiomycota; Agaricomycetes; Cantharellales; Hydnaceae. The record is from RefSeq and is a predicted model, not a curated record.